This is a messenger RNA of Acanthosepion pharaonis, 831 nucleotides long. The record is from the annotation of a GenBank genome assembly. NCBI's taxonomy places the organism in Eukaryota, Metazoa, Mollusca, Cephalopoda, Sepiida, Sepiidae.
AUGGCAGUCUCUCGUCAUAAGUGCGUGUAUCACUAUUGUUCAUUGAAUGCUUUCUGUUUUUCCUCAGUGUUUUUCUUUCUUUCUUUCUUUCUUUCUUUCUUUCUUUCUUUCUUUCUUUCUUUCUUUCUUUCUUUCUUUCUAAAUCAAUUCUCUACUUUCUUUCUUUUUGACUUUUUUCUGUUUCUUUUUCAUGUUUUUAACUUUCUUGUUUUUUUUUUUUUACUUUCUCUCUUCUUUUCUUACUCACUUUUUUUUUUUUUUUUGCUACUUUUUCUGUGUCAGUGUCUCUCGAGGAUCUGGCCUAGAACUUACCAUCUCCCGCCCGUAACAUAUACACAUAUCUAUCUAUCUAUCUAUCUAUCUAUCUAUCUAUCUAUCUAUCUAUCUAUCUAUCUAUCUAUCCAUGUUAAUAUCUAUGUUAAUAUCUAUCGAUCCAUAUUAAUAUCUAUCUAUCUUAAUAUCUAUACAUAUGUAAACAAGACUAUCUAUCUAUCUAUCUCAUUCAAGUCAGAACGUAGUAGCUUCAUAACUGCUUUUGAUUUCUUAACACAUACGCGUUUAUCUAUCUAUCUAUCUCAGUCUGUUCAUAUCUAUCUAUCUAUCUAUCUAUCAAUCAAAUUAAUUGCCUUCUUGACGGAUAAUUUGUUUCCAGCCAGAACUUCAUUGCGCACAGAACUGCACGCGUUCAGAUUUGUGAAUCUAUCUAUCUAUCUAAAUCUACUCAUUAUCUAUCUAUCUAUCUAUCUAAAUCUACUCAUUAUCUAUCUAUCUAAACCUACUCAUUAUCUAGCUAUCUAUCUAUCUAAAUCUACUCAUUAUCUAUCUAUCUAA